GUCCGCUUUCAUCCAUAUCAUCGCAGCCGCUUGUUUCGUAAAUUUCUAGUCUUAUUGCAAGGCCGCUUAGCAACGCAGUCGCCCUGAACAUGUAUUUUUAACUAUUUUUAGUGUAUUACAGCCUCUAGAGGGCUUCUAGAGUUCAAAGGUUCGUUCCAAUCGGAAGAUAUUUUAUUUUGGAAGUGAUCGUGAAAACUUCGAAGAAAAUCGAGCAAUUUUCAGUCAAUUAACCCAAAGUUCAGAAUCUGAACAAAAUGGAGAGACACAAAUGUUGUCUUCAGGAUCGUUGUAGGUUAUGUGGGAACAAGCGUACAGUAAACCUCCACCGACUCAAACCCAAAUGGAAUUAUGCUAGAGACAUAAAUCUUUCAUUGAGUGUUGAUGUGUCAAAAGAUGUUGAAGGUGUUCAUCCAAAUUUCAUCUGUGAUUGCUGCAAGAUGAAGUUACACCGUUGGCGUAAUUUUCGCAACAAGAAUAAAGAAAAAGGUAUAGCGAUAACGGUGAUGGAUUUUGUUGCACAUUCGGAUGACAGUUGUAGCAUAUGUGAGAGUACCGGGGGACCAGUUAUUAACCUGCAUAAAUUGAUGAAUGUUGGCAAGGAACUUGGUUUCCUUGUACAAGCCAAUAAUGACAAAGCCACAUUUAUAAGAAUAGUAAAUGACAUGCCAGUUAUCCGUUUACAUAUCUACAGCAAAUGCACAUGGAAUUUGAAUGUAUUUCUGUCUGAUGCAACCAACAAGUGUGCUGAAUUUGCAGAGUUCCUCACUGAUGAAAAGGCUGUGUUUUUACUUGAGUGGUUGAGUGGUAUUUCAAUUUGUUGUGGCAAUUCUGAAUUUGAAAGUCUUUGCCGUAAGGAGUCUCCGUCAAAUCUUGCAGUGUUUUGUAAUAAUUCUGGAGUUGCAGUUGCAAAAGAAGUAGUGAUAAAUGGAGAAUCAACAAUAAGGCAUGUUAACUGUCAACUGUUUGUCAGCGAUAUCGGUGGCCGUUGCCAAGUGUGCAAAAUGCACAGAACUACACUGAUGUCCAAAAAGUCAAAACUUGCAAGUAUGCAAACGGUUGUAAACACUAAUUCGCAUGCUAGAAAUGACAGAAUGAGUUGCGGUCAGCUCAGGCAGAAGUUGGCUUUGAUGUCAAAUGAGAAGAAGACUCUACAGAAGAGAGUGAAUAGCCUGCAAGAUCUUGUCACCAAGUCAUUUCAUGACAAUGGCAUUAGGUUGCAGGAGACAAUGUGCGAGUCUUUAGAAACAAUUAUGAGAGACAAUACGAAGACAGCAAAUGAAGAGUUUAAAGAGGGUACACCACAGAGGCUUCUGUGGGAACAGCAAGUUGCCGCAAAUAAAGUAGCAAAAACACAUCGCCGUUGGCACCCAGCUAUUAUCCGAUUUUGUCUUGCACUGCAUUUGAAAUCAACUGCGGCAUAUCGGAUGGUAAGGAAUUCUGGGUACCUGAUUUUGCCUCACGAAAACACUGCGAGACUAUACACAAUUUACAGAUACAAUGUCUGGAUUUAAUCCAGACAUAAUUAACCGUAUAAAGCAUGACAUUCAUUUUGACAACUUGCCCGACUUCAGAAAAAUUGUCACUUUAAGUUUAGAUGAAAUGAAAAUCAAGUCAGGCCUUGUUUAUUCAAAGAAAUCGGGAAACCUUGUGGGAUUCUGUGAUACAGGAUCUAUGUGCGAGGCAAUGAACAGCUUUGCCAGUAAGUUGGAUGACGUUGACCAGGAGCCCCAGAUGGCAUCUCAUAUGCUGUCAUUAAUGGUUCGAGGCAUGUUUUUGCCAUUGCAUGAGACAUUUGCACACUUCCCUACUCAUGGUUGCAGAAGAUACCAAUUAUACUGGAUAGUAUGGGAGGCUGUGGCAUGGCUGGAACUUGCAGGUUUUCGAGUCUGUUCCUUUGUUUGUGAUGGCGCAAGCUCUAAUCGUAAGUUCUAUCGGCAACAUGGAGAUCGUGGGUUGGAAUUUGUAUCAGAGACCAUUAAUCCAUACUCUGAAAAGGCACUGUAUUUUAUAUGCGAUGCGCCACACCUGAUGAAAACAACAAGAAAUAACCUGGAAAACUCUGGAUUCAACUCAAAAUCGAGAAACUUGCAUUUUAAUUAUCAAGAUCUGAAGUGGUCUCAACUCAUCAAUUUAGUUGAAGAAGAUAGUGGAUCUGGUGGUUUACGUAAGCUGCACAAAAUAAAACACGAGCAUCUAUACCUCACCCCAAGCUUGAGGAUGAAGGUUAAGCUGGCCGUUCAGGUAAAUACAAAAUGUUAGGGGUGGAUUUCAAUAAAAUUUUAUUGAUUUUAACUAGUGUCAUUGUUUCUUAUUUAAUCUUUAAUCAAUAAUUUGUCCCUUUAAAACCAUUUCUAUUAGGCUGCUUAAAUAUAGCAAUCAACAGCGAUUGAUAAAUACUAGAAUUUACAAUGUUAAGUUAUUUUCCAUCUAUAUUGUUUUGUUACAAUAUAACAUUUCUUUUUUAUACCUCCAUGCCUCCACUAAGGAGGUUAUGUUUUCAGCCCUGUUAAUUUGUUUGUUAGUUUGUCUGUUGUUUGUUUGUCUGUAAACAGCCUACAGGCCAGUUUUCAACAAAAACUUCUCAAACUUGGUCAUAAUGAUCCAUGACAAAAGAUCUCAAGGUGAUUAAAUUUUGAAGGGUUAUGUCAAAGGUCAAGGUCACAAUUGAUGAAAAACUACUUUCUAUAUAUAACAGCCUACAAUUUUUAUCAGAAUCUGUAAACCUUGGUCACAAUGUUCAUUGACCAACACUCUAAAUAUGAUUGAAUUUUGAAGGGACAGGUCAAGGUCACAAUCCACAAAAACAACUUCUUAUAUAUACAGUAAAACAGCCUACAGCCAACAAUUUUUAUCAGAAACUAAUCAAACUUGGUCACAAUUACACAUGACCAAAGACCCUGAGGUUA
Anneissia japonica is the source of this 2906-nucleotide messenger RNA. RefSeq lists its product as uncharacterized. Gene Ontology annotation, cellular component: nucleus. Gene Ontology annotation, molecular function: zinc ion binding. NCBI's taxonomy places the organism in Eukaryota, Metazoa, Echinodermata, Crinoidea, Comatulida, Comatulidae. The record is from RefSeq and is a predicted model, not a curated record. The transcript has 3 exons. Bases 255 to 1511 code for a protein of 418 amino acids.